AUGGCAAAAGUGAGAUUCAACAGACAGAGCUAUCGCCAACAGGGGUUAGCACACGCCAGGUUCUUUUCACACGCCAGGUUCUUUGCACGCGCCAGGUUCUUUGCACACGCAAAGUUUGAAAAAAAUACAAAAUUCGGUGAAGAGUUACUUAAGUACCACCACGAACAGUACGUGGAUAAGGCCCACAGGAGGCCAGACUUAUAUUUAAAGGGCAACGAAAAUAAGCAUGCCCAUGAUAACAGGUUAAGAAGGAACAUUCCCUUCGUUUACAGCAAUGAAGUUAAAAAUUUAGCAGAACUGAAAGGUAACCCAUUUACGUUAGUUAACGUGAAGAACGAAAAUGAUGAGUCCUUUGGGGUGGCUACAUUCAAUCCGUAUUCGCUAAUUACGGCUAGGAUAAUAAGUACCAAUGCGCUUUUCUCGGUUAACGUGAAUUUUUUUGUGGAGCGGUUGAAGAAAGCCUUGGCGUGGCGUUCCAAGAUGGUUGAGGGGGGUAAGCGUGUCAACUGGGGGGGAGGCCUCAGCACCAAUGAAGCAUCCAAAUCCGGUGUAGCACCUACAGGUGGAAUUCCCUCCAAGGAUACAGCUAUAUCUCCCAUAGGGGAAAUUCCCCCAAAUCAAAAUUAUCCCCUCAGCGAAGUGCCUCUCCUACCAAGUGAUACAUCCUACAGACUCAUCAAUGGAGAGGGAGACAACAUCCCUGGACUCAUCAUCGAUCGAUACCAUGAUUACGUCUCCAUUCAACACUUAACACUUGGAAUGGAAUUACUAGCUGCAACCAUUAAUGAGGCAGUUAUGGAAGUAUUAAAUCCUAAGGUUAUUCUCUUCAGAAAUGACAAUAAAGAAAGAUUAAAUGAGAGGUUACAUAUUUACAAAAAAAUUGUACACGGAAAAUUGCCUGAACAAGUCAUCUUAAAAGAAAAUAAUUGUUUUUUUUUUAUUGAUAUGUUGAACUCACCAAACACAGGAUGGUUUCAUAACAGAAGACACUUAAGACAACUUAUAUCCGACUAUGCAUAUGAUAAAAAAGUUCUGGAUCUGUUUUCCUAUGUAGGAUCGUUUGGUAUUCAGUGUUCAAAAAAAGGCAAGGCUAAAAAGGUACUGUGUGUAGAGAAGGAUAGAAAAUUUACCAACUUAGCUGAAGAGUCAGCUUACAUGAACAACCUCAGAAAUAAGGACAUUGAAUUUGUUUGUUCCGAUGCAAUUACCUUUUUGGAAAACUGCAAAGAACUCUUCGAUAUUGUCAUUUUGGAUCCACCCAAUUUAAUUCCCACAUCCAAAUUUAUCUCUUCGGGGAGUCAAAGAUAUCUCCACAUUAUCAGAUUAGCAACAAAUUGUAUCUCUUCUAAUGGCCUACUGCUAAUAAUUUUCUCCAACAAAUUAUGUUCCUAUCAAGACCACAUAAAUAUCAUUAAUGAAUCCUUUGUAGAUUCAAAUAGAACUGUUAAAAUUGUUGGCCAAGGUCGUGGUUCACCUGACCAUCCGGCCAAUCUAUCCCUCUACCAAUUCUCUGAUUUCUACUGGUUCCUCCUCCAGCUCUGCCCCUGA
This is a messenger RNA of Plasmodium knowlesi strain H, 1548 nucleotides long. RefSeq lists its product as uncharacterized. The record is from RefSeq and is a predicted model, not a curated record. The transcript has a single exon. NCBI's taxonomy places the organism in Eukaryota, Apicomplexa, Aconoidasida, Haemosporida, Plasmodiidae. The coding region runs from base 1 to 1548 and encodes 515 amino acids. Gene Ontology annotation, molecular function: RNA binding; methyltransferase activity.